AUGCAACGUGACAGUGACACUGAAGGCGACACAGAGCCAGAGGAAACGAAGAAGAGAGAAGUCAAGGGCAAGGAGAAGCUCGCGGCGGGAGGCGACGACGAAGAUGAAGACACAGAAGAAGAUGAAAAAGAUGAGGUCGAGGUCGUGUUGGCCGCCAUUGCGGAAGCCCAGCGACGCAGAAUGCACCCAAACAACGCAGCGGGCGGAGAAGAGGAGGUGCGGGUCAUGGGCGGAGUCGAUGGUGAAGGCGAACAACAACAACAACAGCAACGUCGCAGGCACCGGCGGCUGCGGCGCUUCCCGUCCUUCGAGGGACUCGGGCGGAGAGCGUUCGCGUGUGUGCGCCACCUGCUGCUCGAUGCCAACCACCUGCCCUCCAUCCCCGACGACAUUGGCCAGACCUUUCCGUGCCUCGAGGGCCUGGUGCUGACGAACGAGGCCAUGCUGGCGGGUCUGCCGCCGCUCCUCUUCUCGCACCUGACGCGCCUGCAGAGCCUGAGCAUAAUGAAGACGUCUCUCGCCGCCCUCCCGCUCUCCGUCUCCCACCUCUCGGCCCUCCGCAUCCUCCAGCUCUCCUCCAACCGACUCACCACCCUCCCGCACACCAUCGGCAAUCUACCAUCGCUCGCGCAGCUGUACUGCAGCGACAACCAGCUGACGUCGUUGCCGCCCACCAUCCACCGACUGACCUCGCUCCAGAUCCUCUUCGUCGACAACAACCGGCUCACCUCGCUCCCGGCCAGCAUCACCACCCUCCCCUGCACCCGACACUCCUUCACCUUCUCCGUCGCCAACAACCUCUUCAACCUCGCCCAGGCCGAGCUGGCACCUGGCAGCGUGUCGUCGCUUCUCGACCUGUGCUGCAGCGAGGUGGCGGCGUCGGUGCCCGACUUGUCCAGCCUGGGCGACACGCUGCCGCGCGAGCUGAUGGCGCGGCUCAAACGCGAGGCCCGCCUGUGCGCCGGCUGCGCGGGUCCCUACUACGGCUCGGGCUUCGCCCGCCGGCUCUACCCGCAUCGACUCGCCGAGCAGGACGUCGUGCUCGAGAGCGUCUACUGCUCGCCACGCUGCGCGGCCGACGCCCGACCGCCGCCUCUGACGGCUUCGCACAAGCGACAACGAGUGGCCAAGGGCUCAGAGUCCAUGGAGGACCUGGCCGGGUCGACCACCUAA
Acanthamoeba castellanii str. Neff is the source of this 1173-nucleotide messenger RNA. RefSeq names its product leucine rich repeat domain containing protein. Bases 1 to 1173 code for a protein of 390 amino acids. Gene Ontology annotation, molecular function: protein binding. The record is from RefSeq and is a predicted model, not a curated record. The transcript is spliced from 4 exons. Lineage: Eukaryota; Discosea; Longamoebia; Acanthamoebidae.